AUGACGAGCUCCGACGACAAGGUGCUGCUGUACACGGCUAAAGUGUGUCCCUACGCUGCACGUGCCGAGUUGGCGCUCGCCAUCGCAGGGAUCCCACAUGAAAAGUUCGAGGUGGAUCUGCUCAACAAACCCUCCUGGUACGCCGAGAAGAUCAACAAGGCAUCCAAAGUGCCCGUGCUGGUGACGACCAAGGGCGAGACCGAAUUCAAACUCCCCGAAUCGCUCGUCAUCGUCGAGUACAUCAACGACAUCACGGGCAAUGCCAUCUUCACCUCCAGCUCCCCUCAACACCGUGCGACGGCGCGCUACAUCGUCGAACGCUACUCGCAGCUGGUGCAGCCCCAGUACGUGGCCACUGUGCUGCGUCGCGAGGCGUCUGCCCUGCCUGCGCUCAAAGCCGCGCUGGUCGACUUUAACACGCUGCUCAAGGACCACGAUGCAGGCACGGGCGCGUUUGUGCAGGGCGAAGACAAGUUUGGGUAUGCCGAUCUCAACAUUGCCCCGUUCGUCGCCAGGGUGUUGAGUGCGAGCAAGCACGGGCUCUUGCCCGAGAGCGACGAGCAGGGCGUCAAGCGCAUCGACGAGGAGGUCGACGCCGGCGCCGAGGGGCUCGAGAGGGUCAAGAGGUGGUGGGACGCUGUGCAGGCGGUCAAGGCGUGGGGCGAGGUUUGGGACGAGCAGAAGUAUCUGGCACCGUUGAAGAAGAGGUUGGCUGCCAUCGAGGCUGAGAAGAAUGGCUCCAAGUAG
This is a messenger RNA of Sporisorium graminicola, 747 nucleotides long. RefSeq lists its product as uncharacterized. The coding region runs from base 1 to 747 and encodes 248 amino acids. The record is from RefSeq and is a predicted model, not a curated record. The transcript has 2 exons. Gene Ontology annotation, cellular component: cytoplasm. NCBI's taxonomy places the organism in Eukaryota, Fungi, Basidiomycota, Ustilaginomycetes, Ustilaginales, Ustilaginaceae.